AUGCAAAGGCUUUCUGACUCGCCAACGGGGACCUCUGCCCAUGAAGCAGCUGCUGUCGGCGGCGGCGGCGAUGUGGAUAUCGCGGGGGUGCAGGUGCUGGAGAGCAGCGUGGACUUCCUGUCGCUCUUCUACUGCCACCUCACUGCCUGUCCGCCGCACGGGCCGUUUGUCUACUACACCGCCAUGACGCUUCUAAGGCGUGCGAAGCGGCGGUAUGGCGCAAGCGGCGGCACCAGCAGCAGCGCCGCGGAUGCGGACAUCGGCAACGCUUAUGCGUCGUGGGGCAUCGACGCGAUGGGUCCGGACGGCGUAUCUGCGGUGCUCCGCGCGCUGACGAUCCCGAAUGUGAUAGCACUGAUCGAGAAGCGCUAUGACACGUCGCACUUGUCCAGUUGGCCGCUACUGUACGUGCCCGCAGAGAUACGCGCCGCGGAUGUGAACGCUUUGAUGCGGCAGUCACAGCAGAGGUAG
Molecule: messenger RNA, 471 nt
Organism: Leishmania braziliensis MHOM/BR/75/M2904
Lineage: Eukaryota; Euglenozoa; Kinetoplastea; Trypanosomatida; Trypanosomatidae
Exons: 1
Coding region: 1-471 (156 amino acids)
Source: RefSeq, a predicted model, not a curated record